AUGCAGCCACCGCAACAGUUGAAUACAUUCACUCAACAGAGACAUUCGUUUACGACCCAUCAUCAUGAGGAUGGAAUGAAUGGAGGAUCUUCCGUUUCCAUUCCCAUGCCAUCUUCCACCACUCACUCGAGUAAUAUCUAUGGGAGUCAUCCGAUGGGAGGCUCAAGUUCUUCAUCAGCAACAACGAGAAAGGCUGGAAGAGGAGCCUUUUCGGUGAUAAUGAAACGAAUUUGGAGAUUGUGUUGUACUUCUUCUUCGUCAAGGGACAAAUUAUCAUUGGAUAAUUUUUUGAGUCAAGAUGACAACAAGAGUGCAAAAUCAAAACCUAGUACAGUGACGACAAGAAUGAAUCGUUGUUGUGUGGGAAUAGGAAUUUCAUUGAUUGUGUUUUUAAUGAUGUGUUAUUGGUUUGUUUAUGUUUGGAAUGCUCCAUAUUAUCGAUUGGAAGCAAGUGGACCUCUCAUUCAUGAAAAGGAAGCUCCACUGGUUGCGGACAAGAGGUAUCUGAUCAAAACGAGGACUUAUCCAUCUUUUUGGAUGGUCACAUUGUCACCUCAAAAGGAUGUUUGGAUUAGUCGUCAGCUCUAUGAAAGAGGAUGGUGGGAAAGUGCAGUUGAAGAUACAUUUGAAAAGAUUCUAAAAGAAUUUUUCAAAAAGAAUGCCCUUGCUAAAGAAUCGGACAAGAAAACAUGUCGAGUGGUUGAUGUUGGAGGUAAUUUAGGAUUUUUCAGCUUGUUGUCUGCAGCUUGGGGAUGUCAGGUAAUAACCUACGAAGUGCAACCAGACAUGAUCCAGAAAAUUCAAGCAUCCUCUGUAAUUAAUGGUUUUGAAAAUUUAAUGACCAUUAGACAUCUAGCUGUCGACUCAGAGCCAGGAAAGUUUGUCGGAUUUGCUCUUGGCACAUCCGAUAAUUUGGGUUCUGCAUUUGUUUAUAAUCCCGAUGAAAAAGAUAAAACAGUCAGGGUAGAGACUGUCACACUCAAUGAUGAACUCAUGAAUGACGUCAAGGAUCCAAACAACAACAGAAUUACACUGCUCAAAGUCGAUGUGGAAGGAAAUGAGAUGAAAGUUUUCCAAGGAGCUGAAAAGGUCCUCAAAUAUGUUGACAAUGUUCUUGUUGAAAUUAGUAGAAGUAGUUUUUUUGCUGUCAAAUUAUUGAUUGAGCAUGGAUUUAAUGUCAUUACUGUAUUGGAAGAACCACGAUUGGUUUGGGGCUAUUUUGUGAAAACUGCUCCCUCAAAAACCUUUGUGGAUCCAACCCAUGAACAAGUCGCAGCAUAUAUGACCUCACUGAUAGGAAAGAGAGAUGUUUGGUUCAGUAGAAAGAACACAGAAACGAUUGCAUUGUAA
Molecule: messenger RNA, 1350 nt
Organism: Naegleria fowleri
Lineage: Eukaryota; Heterolobosea; Eutetramitea; Acrasida; Naegleriidae
Exons: 2
Coding region: 1-1350 (449 amino acids)
Source: RefSeq, a predicted model, not a curated record